ACCUUCGUGGGAAAUGAAAUGUGUCUAUGCAGAGCUGCAGGGCGAGCUCUCGACUGCAAAACCCCAAUGUAAUGUACACAGAAACCAUUGGCUGCCACUGAAUGGAGGGAUAGGUUUGUGGAACAUACAAGCUGCUGUUCUCGGCAACUAGUUUUCAGUUUAGUUACUAUAGCGACAGCAUUAUUAACAUCGUAUGAACUUCGUUAAUAGAACUGGAAAGCAUAAGGCGAUGUGUUAGGUGUUCGGGAUCUCAGUGGGAUGCAGAAGACUGCGCCUGUUGGAUGACACAUAAUGCGAUGGAGCCGCUGCUGUUACCGAAUGACGGUAAGUGCUUUGUGUUCAUUUAAUAAACAAAGUGGAUUUUGUUGAUAUUUGCCAGUCGUUGCAGUGACAGGUUUAGGCAGCAGUACUGUAUUACGCCGUUUCCGCUUCCGAGCGGUGUUUCCCCAUGCAAACAGCCAAAUGCCAUGAACACUUACGCAAGGUCUCUUGCUCAGCCGUGCAACUCGAGGCGAUUUGCAGCCCACUUUGUCACAACUCUGCCUUCCAACUCAGCGCCGCUCUACACCUCAGUGCAGCCGAGCGCGGCCGUGCCUUUCAACCAUGGGGCUUGGUGCUGUCCAUUUUGCCAUGCUGGUCGCGGGGGUGUCGUUUGCCUGCUAUUCCCCGAGCUUAAAUUCUUUGCAGGACCAAGCCUAUCGUUCAGCGGUGGUGAUCGAAGGCAAAGUGCAGUCAGUCCCAAAUCAUACCACCGAGCCUUACAGUAUUAAUGUCAAAGUGUUGGACGUGUGGCCAGUUCAUAGCGGGGGUCUAGCGAGGGAUCAGCUUGUCACGAUCGGGGACUUUGGAUCAGAAACACCAUGCAUCAAAGUAAAGAAGAACCAGAAAUAUAUCUUUUUCAUGGAGCCAACAGAUGAGCCGUUAGUAUUCAAGACAUCAUUUGCUCCACUAGACACAGGCGGAAAGAAUCUAAAAAAAGAUAUUGGGAGGAUCUUGUGUGAGGACUGCGCUGUUCCUCCAAAACUGAAGAAACUGAAGAACCAAACCCUUUUGGAAGGUCAAAAGCUUUCUCUGAAAUGUGAAGCAGUAGGAAAUCCUCGACCCACUUACAAGUGGUUCAAAGAUGGGAGAGAGAUAAAGAAAAACAAAGAAAUCAGGAUAAAAACUGGGAAAAAAAACUCAAGACUUCAAAUAAAUAAACUGAAGGUGGAAGAUGCUGGGGAAUAUACAUGUGAGGCUGAGAAUGCAUUAGGGAAGGACACUUCAAAAACUACCAUUAAUGUGCAAGCGGCUGCUACAACUACACUGUCACCUGAAUCUGGACAUGCUAGAAGAUGCAACGAAUCUGAGAAAUCCUACUGUGUCAAUGGCGGUGUGUGUUAUUAUAUUGAUGGUAUUAAUAAACUUUCUUGCAAGUGUCCAAAUGAAUUUAAAGGUGAUCGCUGUCAACACUACGUAAUGGCCAGUUUCUACAAGCAUCUUGGAUUUGAAUUUAUGGAAGCUGAGGAACUGUAUCAAAAGAGAGUCUUGACCAUAACUGGCAUUUGUGUUGCUCUUCUUGUCGUUGGAAUUGUGUGUGUAGUGGCAUAUUGUAAAACAAAAAAACAAAGAAAGAAAAUGCACAGCCAUCUGAGACAAAAUCUUUGUGUAGACCAUCAAAACCGAAACCUUGCCAAUGGACCCAACCAUCCUGGUCCUCUCCCAGAAGAUAUUCAAAUGGUUGAUUAUGUUUCCAAAAAUAUCCCAGCCCCUGAACACGUGAGACGACAUGAAACAGAAACUUCAUUUUCUGCGAGCCAGCUGUCGUCGACAUCUCAUCACUCUUCCACAGCUACACACACAUCCAGCCAUAGAAAUGGCAACCACACGUGGAGCCUGGAUCGGACUGAGAGUGGAACUUCAGAAAUGCAUUCUGGAAUGAUGACAUCAUCAUUAGAAACCAGUCAAUGUAACAGCCCCCUGGAACCACGAGGCAGAUUAAGUGCGGUUUGUAGUCACCAUGACACAAGGCAUCCAAUCUUCCAUUGCAGGGACUCAGUGGAUUCUCUCAGAGACUCACCUCACAGUGACAGGUAUGUGUCUGCCCUCACAACACCAGCUCGGUUAUCGCCUGUUGAUUUGCAUUACUCUCUCCCUUCAUAUGUGCCUGGUUUUGAGAUGUCUCCCCAUGGAUCUACCCAUGCAACGUCAUUGCCUCCAGCAGCAGUUGGAUAUACAGUGGAGGAUGAACAGCCUUUGUUGAGAAGAUACCACAAGUACCAACAAGACAACCAGAGACACGACCCCUACAAGCAACGCCACAGCUAUCUUCAUGACAGCUUUGGAAGUCUACCCCCUAGUCCAAUGAGAAUGGCAGAGGAUGAUGAGUACGAAACAACACAAGAGUACAUCCCAGCAUUAGAAAGACCAAAGAAAACGGCAAACAGCAGUAGAAGAUGGAGAAAAACGAAACCAAAUGGUCACAUUUCACACAGAUCUGAAUGCGAUUGUGACUCAAACUCAGAAAGUUGCUGCUCUGACACUGAUUCUGAUGGUGAGAAAGCAGGAGAGCAUACACCUUUCUUAAGCACUCAGAACCCUCCAGCAGCAAACAUAGAAACGUCAGUAUUCCGGUCUUCUGAUAGUAGGACUUACUCAUCCAAUAGGCACAAUGUACGAGAGGACUUACACACCCGAAUGACACGUGUAAAAUCAAAUCAAGACUCGACCCCUGUGUAAAUGCCAUAGAUCUGCAACUGUAAAAAUAUUUUAUUUUAUAUAAUUAUCAAAUAUUCUAAAAUUAAAUUAAACAUUUUAUUUUCAUUUUAGCAAAGUUGUCUUACAGCUAACAGGAAAGUCUUUUAUAGGAAAACAUGUAUUUAUAUGUAAAAUAUGAUUUACAGUUAAAGAUGAUGGUGUGCCAGAUUUUCACAUCAUAAUUAGGAUAAUAUUGUGGUGCCUUUUGCUGUAUGCUGAUACCAGAUUUCCUGCUGAUGUUUCAGUUUUUUAAUGUUUCUAUCUUGGACUUGUUAUAUUAUACAUUUUAAUUUUUUGUUUUAAUUUUACCAUGGUCUUUUUUACAUUUGGACAGUUAUAAUUCUUUGAAUUCUGGACAUGGACAUCUGUAUCUGAUAUCAUUUAUGUAUGUACUGGUUCCUGCAACAUCAAGUGACACCUUGGCUGAACUCUAUUUUAGUUGAUUGGGAGGACAGUAUAUAGUUAUAUUUAUUUUUCUGCCCUCUAACAGAUUAAUAAAUAUUUCUUACUUUUAACCAGAAGAAUAUAGCAGCGAAGAUUAGAUUAAUAUCUGCAGCCCAUCUCAACCUAGGAAUUUACCAGGAUCCCUUGGCAUCAGAUUGGCAGCAUGUUAUCUGACUCUACUUUACUGACAAUCACACCAACAUAAAAAUUCAAAGGUCAGUGCAAACCAGACGUGACAUUUAGACGUCACUUAAGAAUCUGCAACAUUUGCAGUUAUUUGAGUUUUCUUCAUCAUCAUUCUCAACUGUUUUCACCAGAAAAGUACAAAAGCACCAUUUGACAAAAACUUCAGACCCCUUUCAUUUUAAUGUUAUUCUCAAAUAUAUUUUGAAAAUGGUCAGAUUGGAAACUGGGAAUUAAUAAGCAACAACUUUGUGGUAAUUUGUUUUUGAUGGGAUUUUUGCAACAUGAUUUUGCAUGUCUUAACCAUUCCAAAUGGAUUGAUGCAUGGAAAGCUAGGAAUGAAAGAUUUAACAUGUUUUUUAAUGAACUGCAUAACUUUUCAUCUCUUGUCCUUUUUAGUGCAGGUUUAUUAUGGGUUCUGCAAAUCUUUUAUUGGUACAUUUCAACUGUUUGCCGUGCAGGGCUGUGAAAUAUGGAAUUAGCAUUAUCCAUUUUGAAAUAAACCUAUAUUCUUUACUUUCAAUGAACCCCAAUGCUUGGUGUAAAACACUGCAUGCCAAACAGCACAGAGCAUAAAUCUAUAACAUGCAACUGAGGAAACACAGUGCCCACAAUUUAAUGAUUAAUUGUUUUCUCAAAUUCCCACAAUGUAUUCAUCUUAAGCACAAUUGUGAGAAGGCCCAGCAGCCAGCUGUGAAGAUUCCAUUUAUAUUACUCCUUCUACAAUUGAUUUGCUUCAGAAAUGAUAAAGCAUAAGGCAUAAAGUUGUAGCAUCAGUUUCUUUUCUUUAAAGAAGUAGGUGCAGUGUGUGACUUUUAAAUACUUUAUUUAAAGUUAAUUGCUGCCUUUAGUUCUUCAAAAGACUGUGAUCAUGUGUAUUAAAAAUAAGCAUGAAUUUGUGCACUCCAGUGAUUCUAUGUUUAUUGGCACUGAAACAUUUCUGGCAAGAACUCUUACACUGCUGGAUCUCUAUCUUCAAGAUCUGUGAAUCUUGAAGUUUGUAGGCUGGUUGUUUUCAUAAAACAUAUGACAUGCAUUUAGCAGAAAAAUGCUGGAAACCAGGACACAUUUCAUCUUAAUGGGGCAGGCUGGAAAAAAAAGAGAGGGCGAGUAAAAUAUUUUGCAGAAGGUGAAUGUCACAUUAUGUUUUUGAUUUUAGAAAAAGAAACAAUUAUUUAAGGGAAAACUUACAUCACUUCAAUCAAUGAUGGCUGCAAUGCUCAUUACACCUCUAACUUUUAUUUAACUUUAACCUUUCUUGAAGUCAUUUGAAGUGGUAUUUUACAACAUAACAUGUUGUAUACCAAGUAAUAGAUUUGAGAAUAAGUGUUCCAAUCUUAACACGAAUAUACCUGUGAUUCUCUGGAGAUUCAUCUAUUGCUUGGUCUGUUGAAUCAGCCUUCCUAUAGUGAAGCAGGAUUAAAAGAAUGCAUUUGUUCUGCACUUACUUGCACAGUUUUAUAAAUAAUCAACUAUUUAUUAAAGUACCCUAUCUAAUCUUUAUACUAUGGGGUUGGUUAGCAAAAUUAGGCUCGGAUUUUGGACUGCCAGGGCAAUGGUAAGAUAAAAAUUACUGACAGCAAUGAUUUUCAUGUUGGUCUCAAUUUAUGCAUCAAUUUUCCUGCUGGAAACAAGCAGAAGCCUCAUGAAGCUAUUGCAAAUCAGGAUCCGUAAUGUUGUUAGAUUGCCAACGCUAUUCUGCUGGUUGCUAGUAUGGCAUUCGCCCAGUGCAAAACCGUCCCACAGGGUGGAAAACUGUUAAGGCAAGCCAUUUAAAUUAAAACAAUCCUUGCAAGCAGGGCUGGAAAGAACAAAUGUUAAUUUAUUUAACGUUUGUAUGGCAACAGUGUGGCCCUUUAUUGCACCCACUGGUCCCUGUUGAAACUUUCCAACCCAACCAUCAAAACAGUUUAGGCUUUGCCCACAGCUUUUAGUAGAUAAUAUAAUUGUUCAGUGCAUUGUCACCUAGUAUGCUUCAAAAACCAAAACCUGAGUCUCAGUUCUGGUACUAAUAUGUAGUUGUGUGAUACAAUGAAUACAAGUCCAUUUUGUUUAUUUUUUAAUUGCAUAUGUCAUUUAAGUGCUGCUAAGAUGAUGCUACCAAUCAAACCAUAACUUACAAUUUUUUACACUAUUUUCCUCAAUACUCCAAUGACUUCCUUACUUUCUCACUGAAAACUGUCAAAAUAGUUGAAACUGAAUGCAAUUUACAUGGCAAACCUCUUUAUAUCUAGAUGAUUGAAGAUGCCUGGUAUGGAAAACAAUGUGAAUCAUAACAAUCAUAACAUUGAGGGCUGUUCUUCACUUUGAAAUGCAUUUACUUUGUAAUUCAACAUUUAGAAUUAAUCAGUUCCAGUCAUGCAAACUGGAUUGUAUUUUCUAAUGGCCUAGAUACAACUCUGUAUUUUUAUUCUAUUGUUAAUUGUAUAUCUAAAUGCCAACCUACUAAAGAUUUAUGUUGUCAAAAGUAUUCUCCACUGCAUUUGAAGAAAUCAACUUGCAAUGUAGACCUCUUAUGUGAAAUAAGAUUGCCAAUAUUUUGUUUCCCUUCUGUUUUUAGUUUUUGUUAGUAACUGACUUUUUCAUUUGGAACAAU
Molecule: messenger RNA, 5959 nt
Organism: Stegostoma tigrinum
Lineage: Eukaryota; Metazoa; Chordata; Chondrichthyes; Orectolobiformes; Stegostomatidae
Product: pro-neuregulin-2, membrane-bound isoform
Exons: 11
Coding region: 604-2718 (704 amino acids)
Biological process (GO): animal organ development; intracellular signal transduction; nervous system development
Molecular function (GO): signaling receptor binding
Source: RefSeq, a predicted model, not a curated record